UGUUUCCGGAAUGUUCUCUGUUACCGGUUUGUUGGUUGACCUCUGGUGUCGGGGCGAUCUCCUGUUGGACUGGGCAGUCUGAGUUGCUCUCUGACCCUCUCGGUGUUGCCGUGCCGACCCAGUGCCGUGACCAUCCCACACCCCAGUUCCGUGGUUUCCAACACAGUGUUCCUCUAUGCUCUGUUGCAGAUGCCGUUGGCCGAAUCGUGAGGGAGGAGGGCAUCUUGGCUCUGUGGAGCAGCACCUUCCCUUCCCUCCUCCUCGUCUUUAACCCCGCCAUCCAGUUCAUGUUCUACGAGGGGCUUAAGCGCCAACUGAGGAGGGGCCGCACUGAGCUUUCCGCGCUUGAGGUCUUCAUUAUCGGAGCAAUCGCCAAGGCAAUUGCCACAACAGUAACAUACCCCCUCCAGACGGUGCAGUCCUUGCUGAGGUUUGGCCAACAGAAGAGGGAUUCAGAGGGGAGGAUUGUGGGAAGCCUCCGAAGAGUGGUCUACAUCUUGAGACAGAGAGUGAGGAAGCAGGGUCUCCUGGGCCUGUACAAGGGAUUGGAAGCCAAGCUUCUGCAGACCGCUCUCACCUCUGCUCUCAUGUUCCUCAUCUACGAGAAGAUUGCUGGGUUCAUCUUCCGACUCAUGGGAGUGAACCCUCGCGUGGGACAUUAACAGGCGAAGGUACAAUCUCCGGAGUGCUGUCUGCGUUAAUGCUGAACUCGGCGUCUCCAUCUCCCCUAUCCACGUCCCCUUUCCCUCCCCCACAAUGCACUGCCACCCAGGACAUUGCACGUUCACAGGUCACGAUGGUGAGGAUGGUAUUCCCUGUGCCAUCCCAGUUACAAUAAAGGCGAUCGGUGUUGGAAUGAGAAAACGUUGGUAGAUAUUAAAAUGUGCUUUAUUGAG
Molecule: messenger RNA, 896 nt
Organism: Chiloscyllium plagiosum (whitespotted bambooshark)
Lineage: Eukaryota; Metazoa; Chordata; Chondrichthyes; Orectolobiformes; Hemiscylliidae
Source: RefSeq, a predicted model, not a curated record